Messenger RNA from Triticum turgidum subsp. durum (durum wheat), 3537 nucleotides. The record is from the annotation of a GenBank genome assembly. Lineage: Eukaryota; Viridiplantae; Streptophyta; Magnoliopsida; Poales; Poaceae.
AUGGCCACCUCCACCUCCACCUCCACCUCCGGGGGAGGCGGGGCACGGCCGUGGCGUACCGCGCUUCUCACCCUCCGCGAUGAGUCAGUCGCCUCGCCCUCCCCUCCGGCUCUCCUCGCGCUCCUCCGCCGCCUCCUUCUGCCCCCCUCCUCGCCAUCCCUCGCGGCCUCCGCCGCCGCGCUCUCCCCUCACGAGGUGGGCUCGGAUGUGGCGUUCCUCGCGGAGAAGGCCGCGGCGGUGGCCCCCUGUGCUGGCGCCGCCGACGCGCUGCGUGGCGUCUGCCACCUGAUUCGUGAGGUCAUGUGCAAGACAAAUACGGAGAUUGACUCUUCUGGCUGGCUUGCAGUGUUAACGUUUCUUCAUGAGCUUGUGAAGUGUUCAGUUGAGGGUGCAUGCCUUAAGGGUCACUGUGAUAGGACAUCUGCACUGAAUACACUAUCUGAUUGUUUGCAAAUUCUCAGGUUUUUGAGCAAGGAUCUUGGAAGAGGUGGUUCAUUAACUGAGAAUUCACAUGUACUCAGAGUUCUUAUCUUGAUCAUAUCAUGCUUGCAAGCUGAACUGAACAUGACAGAUAAAUCCAAUGGUCCUGGCAUUUCCUCCCACAUUUCUGUAUCAACGAAUAAUAAAAAUUAUAAUACCUGGGAUAUGGAAAUCUCUGCAUUUUCGAUGAUGGAAGAUAUACUAUGCAAGAUUGCAUCGAGUAUGUCGGAAGUUUUAUGGCAGUCUGUUGUUGAGGUCUUGAGAAAAGUUAUGGACUCUGUGACAGCAAGGAACCUUAUUAUUGAGAGUAGCGUUAUGUCAAGAUUUUAUACUUCCUUUCUUCGUUGUCUGCAUUUCGUUCUUUCAGAACCGAAAGCUUCACUUUCAGGACAUGUAGCAGGUUUCGUGGCAAAUUUGCAAAUGUUUUUUGUGUAUGGGCUAAGGUCAUCUUCGCCAUCUGCAAUAACUCCAAAGGAAAACAAAACAGACUCACAAUCCAGGGGUUCUGGCCGUGGACGAUAUAAACCACCUCAUUUACGAAAAAAGGAUGGAAAAACAAAUGAUUCAUUGGACGAUCGAAGUUCAGAUAGUGAAUCUUCUCGAUAUGAUUUAGGCUCUUCAGAUUCAGAUCUGAGCGAUACUGAUGGAUAUGCAAAAAGUGGAGACCGUUUCAGGAGUUCGAAAGCUAGACUAGCUGCCAUCCUUUGUAUACAGGAUAUUUGUCGUGCUGACCCAAAAUCACUUACUUCACUGUGGCCAUUACUUUUGCCUGAGAACGACGUUCUCCAACAAAGAAAAUAUCGAGCUACUCUGAUGACAUGCUUGAUUUUUGACCCUAUAACAAAGGUACGUGUUGAGGCAGCAUCGACGAUUGCUGCCAUGCUGGAAGGGCAGGCCUUAGUUUUGACACAAGUUGCAGAGUAUAAAGAAUCAUCGAAACUUGGAUCUUUCACUACGUUAUCUUGCUCGCUUGGUCAAAUUCUGAUGCAGCUGCACACAGGUAUGAUGUUCUUGGUACAGCGUGAAACUCAAACUACAUUGCUUGCAGCAGUGUUCAGAGUUCUCAUCCUUCUGAUAUCUGCUACACCGUACCCUCGAAUGCCGAAGGAGCUGUUGCCAACUGUCAUUACAGCCAUGUGCGGUAGAUUAUUAGACAGGAACUCAAAUAAAAAUGAACAUUAUGCUUUGCUGGUUAAUGUUCUAAGUUGCUUGGAGGCAGCAUUUGCAAAGGGGCCACCUUCUUCAGAUGUCUUUGGAGUUCUCAUUGAUCACUGUGCAGGGCCAUCACUUGCUCAGCAGAAGUCAAGUGUCGUAGUUAUUCUUCUUCAUUGUAUAGAAGAGGAAAUGCAUUUCAGUGUUAGGUGUGGAGCUCUCCAGGUGUUGAGAUCAGUGGUUCAUAAUUACCCAAGCUGUGCAAACAUCAUUUGGGAAAAAGUUCGAGAUAUCGUUCUUGAUUUAUUGCAAACGGAGAGCUUUGAAGACCAAAAAUGUGAUGCUAACUUUGGCCCCCCUAAAGAAGAAUUAUCUACUAAAGGAAGAUGUCUUGUAGCUGGUAUUAAGGUAAUUGAUGAGUGUCUGCGUGUUUCAUCUGGAUUCAAGGGUGCGGAUGAUCUCAAAGAGUGUAGAUUGCUGGAUAUUCAGCAAUUUUCAGACUGCACUGUAAAUAAAAGUAUUAAAUCUGCGCCUCACUUUGAAAUUGAAACCCCUGGACCAUCACAAAACUGCUCUUUGGACAUUACACUUGGAACCAACCGUUGGACUGAGGUGUUAGAAACUCAUCUCCCUCGGGGAUUAUCACAUGCCUCUGCUAUGGUCAGGACAGCAUCACUCACAUGUUUCGCGGGCAUGACCUCUGAUGUUUUCUUCUCCCUACCAGUAAACAAGAGAGAUUAUGUGACCUCCUCAUCUGUUCAUGCAGCAUUGAGUGAUGCAGUUGCUACAGUGAGGUCGGCUGCAUGUCGAGCCAUUGGUAUUGUUUCAUGUUUCUCCCAAAUAUUGUCGAGUCCUAGCCUACCUGGCGAGUUCAUAAAAGCCAUUGACUUCAAUACACAAAAUUCAUCAACUCCAGUCCGUAUCACUGCCUCGUGGGCUUUGGCCAAUCUUUGUUCUUCUAUUCGUUUCAGAGCAUUGGAACUACAAACAGAUCCGACUGCAGAUCUACUUGAUAAAUCAACAAUUUCAUUGCUGGUUGAAAUUGCUUUGCGCCUAACCAAAGAUGGCGAAAAAGUAAAGUCAAAUGCCGUUAGAGCCCUUGGAUAUCUGUCAAGAUUUAUCAGAUUCAAUCAUCAUUGUGAUGCAGUUGAUGAUUCAAGGAAUUCUGUUUUCUAUGGAGAUCCUGUCUGUCUUCAAACAAUAGUACAGGCUUUGAUGUCUUCUGUGACUACUGGAAAUGUAAAGGUUCAGUGGAAUGUUUGUCAUGCUCUUAGUAACUUAUUCAUGAAUGACACCGUGAGACUUUCAGAGAUGCAGUGGGCAUCAAGUGUUUAUAGCAUACUUCUACUAUUACUCCGUGACUCAAACAAUUAUAAAAUAAGGAUGCAUGCGGCUGUUGCUUUAGCAGUGCCAGUCACAAGGCUUGAUUAUGGUAGCUCCUUUCCAGAUGUUGUCAGAGGCCUCACACAUGUUCUUGAGUCAUUAAGUUCGAACAGUUCAUCAUCGCCUUCAAAUUUCAAACACCGGGACAACCUUGAGAAACAGCUUACGUUUACUGCUCUGCAUUUGCUUGGUUUUGUUUCACCGAAGGAUGACCAAAGCCUGAAAGAUUUUCUUAUCAAGGUUUCUACUCUAGCCCUGUGUAAUAUGCAUGCACUGAAGAAAUACCCCAUAAAGGCAUCCUUUCUGGAAGACUGGCUGAAGGGUUUAUGCUCAGCAUUCAAUAGUGCCGAGGACCAGCCUCUGGCAAGCGAGACCAUAAAUGACGAGGAUGGUUUCAGCCCAAAUGUGUCACAGAAAGUUAUGUUAUCUUCUGCUGUAGUGUCCUUGCUCAAUGUAUAUACAAGUGGAAACCAGCAAGUUAUUACUCAGAGAUUUGAGCAAUUGGCUAGAAGCACAGCGUGA